GGAGACCUGUCACCUGCCCCGGUCCAGAUCUCACACUUAAGUAGUCAGUCGUCUAUCGCUUCGCACACGAGCUCGCAUAUCAGUAUCAGUUUUUUUUAGAAUCACUUAAAUAGUUCAAAGCUAUAGUCAAAAUUCCAAGUGGCACAAAUUAUUAGUUAUCAGUUAUCCACGUUCACUGCAAUCCUCGUUGAUCCGUCACCACAAUGGCACACAAUGAGGCGGCUGGCGAGGAGUCCGGCGUUCCACAGGACACGGUCAUGUAUUCUCAAUUGCAGCCAUGGAGCCAGGCGGGCGCUCCGCCGUGCAUGGAGCCCGUCACCGGGCCCUCGAUACCGCCGCGCGUCGGUGCCGCCUACGAGACAAACUUGAAGCAUCCAUGGCGCCCGGCAAUGUCCUAUGAGCUCAUCCAGGUGAAGCAUCUGCCCGAGCAGCCGGUGACCAAUCAGUUGACGAAGCAAUGCUUUCUGCCCAAGGGCAUGAAAACGGAUGGGAUGAUAUUCCCCAAUUUGGUUAUUGGAUUCGAUCGGAAUCCCCAGCACGCUGCCCGGGCAGCUCUCUAUACGCGAUAUACCAGCAACGAGUGGUACAACAACAACAUGACCAAGUAUGCUGAAUCAAACAUGAAUCGUAACCUAUCAGAGCGCAUGCGCAACGAUGCAGUGCGUCUGAUGCGUGAGACAGACGAGAAGGCGACCACCGGCCAGCGAGAUGCCGGACGACGGCUAGGCGAGCGUAUCACAGAUCUGACCUUUUGGCGGAAUGAGCUGAAUGCUGAGCUGGAGAAGCUCAUUGCUGAGAUGUCCGACAUCAAUGAGCUGCAACGGCAGUGCGGCAAGGCGCUGCUUGAUCUUGAGAUCCCGCUGCAUAUCGCCCAGGAGUGCCUGUUCCAUCGCGAGUCCCGGCAGGGUGCUGAGAAGGUGCACGAUAUCGUCGAGAAGGCCUUGCUGGUGGAGAUCAACAACCUGCGCAAUUCCCGCGAGCGCUUGGGUGGACUGCACGAUAAGAUCUCGAAGCAGGCGCUCGAUUGUCGCGGUGCCCAGCAUCUGCUUGAGGACGAUGUGUCGCACAAAGAGUCCUCCUUGGGCAUUGACUCUAUGUGCCAUCAGCUAAACAACCAUAGUCGGGGCAUCACCUACUACGGCGGCAUCGAAAAGUUUGAUCCAUCGGUGAGCACCCAGGAGUCCUGGGCAAUGGCCAGCAGCGAGCAUGUUCGUCGCUCCCAGGCGGAGCGGAAGAAGCUUUCGAUGCUACGCAGCGACUCCCAGAGUGUGGUCAAUUCGGUGGCCUCCACCGUCUGGGACUUCUGGAGCAACACAAACAACGCCUUCGAUCGGCGCUCGCAGGAGAUGGCCGAGGCAAAGAAUAGGGUGCAACUGCAUCUGCAAAAGGUGCAGCAGGAGCUUUUCGACAUGGAGAAGCACCUGUUCUUGCUACAGAAGGCCAUCCAGGACAAGUCCGGUCCGUUGAAGGUGGCCCAAACCCGACUGGAGGCUCGCUCGCAUCGCGAAGGCGUGGAAUUGUGCAAGGAUCAUGCACAGGACCGUCUCGUUCAGGAGGUCCAAGACAUCCAGAGCACUGUGGAGACGCUCCACCAUAAGCUUCAGGAGGCGGAGGCCGCUCACCAGUGUCUGUUGAAGACCCGCUGUUCACUGGAGGUAGAUCUGCGCAAUAAGGUCAACGCGCUGUUUAUCGAUCGCGAGAAGUGCAUGAGUCUGCGGCGCUCCUUCCCGGUCAACAAUCUAAUCAAGUAUUGAUCUGGACCUGGCUCCGACUUCCAGGAUUCCGAUGCCCAAUGUAGUCCCGUUGCACCAUCGCAGCACGCGCUUCUGUCUAACGCACUGCAUGUCACCAGAUAUUAAUUAAUAAAUCGGAGUUUAAUGGUUUUAUAAAUGAAAACAUG
This is a messenger RNA of Drosophila serrata, 1900 nucleotides long. Its product is annotated as tektin-3. The record is from RefSeq and is a predicted model, not a curated record. Gene Ontology annotation, cellular component: microtubule cytoskeleton; nucleus. Gene Ontology annotation, biological process: cilium movement involved in cell motility; cilium assembly. Lineage: Eukaryota; Metazoa; Arthropoda; Insecta; Diptera; Drosophilidae.